AUGUCAGGAAACAGAAAGAAGGGAGUCAAGCCAUCCCUGACGACACCCACCCAGGGCCCAACCAACACCGCCAGUGGCUCUGGUCCGCUAAGGAGAGAGGGAUCAAAAGUGAACCCAAGGAGGGUAAGUUUUUCUGCCACUACACCCUCUCUCCAAGCAAACCCGCAUCCGCACCGGUGUCCAAAGUACGGACACGGUUGCGAGACCAUUGGGGGGCUGCAGAAGCAUAUGAAGCUAUGCGGAACACGUGACACGUCAAAGUGUCAAUUCUGCGAGAGAACCUUCCCCACGUUCCAGGGGGUAAGGCAGCACGAAAAGAAAGCGCAUCCCGAUCUAUAUGCGAAGGAAAUGGAAGAUAGCCUGCCGAGGCCGGAACACGAGCUUUACGAGAUCCUUGCGGCCAUAGAGGUCUCCACCAUGAAGGGUAUACCGUUCGUUAAAGAAAUGGAGAAAGCCACCGGCCUCACUAGCCAUCAGAUCGGCCACAAGCGGGACUAA
Molecule: messenger RNA, 498 nt
Organism: Phaedon cochleariae (mustard beetle)
Lineage: Eukaryota; Metazoa; Arthropoda; Insecta; Coleoptera; Chrysomelidae
Source: the annotation of a GenBank genome assembly